AUGGGUUCUCAUUUGCGUUCAAAAGUGAUAAAAGAUUUAAAAAAUGGGAAUUCUUACUGCAAUAUUUGUUCGUUACAGUUUAAAACCAAGGUAAUUAAAGUUUGUUUUUCAUUUUACAUUUAUAUAAUUCAGGUACUCACAGCGCAUUUAAAUAGUAGAAAGCACCGAGAGGUUUUAUCACAAUCAAAGGAUUCACAUACUUCGAUAUUAGCAAAACGGAAAUUAUUAGAUGACAACAAAUCUGUUACAGUUGAGGAUAUAUCAACAUCAUGCCCCAGUAAAAAGUCAAAAACUGAUCAGAAUCCCUCUAACGGAGAGAGUGCAUAUAAUUCCAAAACAGAACAGCCACCUUCUCAUUUACAUGGAGAAGGCAAACUUAUUGAAGGACUUCCUCGGGGUUUCUUCGAUGAUGAUGGAAUGAAUAACAGGGUUCGCGAAACUGUUGAGAAAACGAAACAAAUCAAUUCCGAAUUGGAGCGGUUCUACAAGGAAGUUGAAGAGAUAGAAGAUCAAAAGGAUGAUGAACAAACUACAAUGAAAUUUCAUCUACUGAAUAGACAUCGUCUUAAUUUGGUCCCAUAUUUGCUCAUCGGUGGAGAACUAUGGUGGUAUGGUGACGAGAAAACUCCCGCAAGUCUUUCGUUCCAAAGUCCGAGUAGUGAUAAACGUCGACACGUCUGUUACGAGGCCGAUGGUUUCUAUUUACUGCCCGAAGAUCUCGACAAAUGGGAACAUGGAGGAGUUGCUCUUAUGACUGGAACCAAAGUAGAAAAGGUCGAUGCAGAAAAUAAUUUUGUUCAGCUGCAGGAUGGGCGGAAGAUUGAAUAUGGAAAGUGUCUUAUUGCAACUGGUAGUAUUCCGCAUCAUAAAAGUAUUCUGGAAGAAAAUGCAGAACUUAAAACAAAUAUUUCAGUUAUCUAUGACAUUGAAGAUUAUCGAAGAUUACAUUGUAAAUUGGAAGUAUUGGCAAACUCAUUAGAUGAUGAAGCGUCGACUAGUGAAUCGUUCAAAAAUAUUGUUAUAUUGGGUGGUGAUAUUCUUGCCACGGAGUUGGCUUACUCACUUAAUAGGCGUUAUGCUCGCGGAAAGCAAUCAAAGUUAAGAAUAUUUCUGUUGGUUAAUGAACUAGGCGUUCUUGAUGAUAUUUUACCUGGCUCGUUGAGUGAUUAUUGUACUCAAACUCUUCAAUCACAAGGAGUGAACGUCUUACUGAACACAAAAAUUGAUGCAUUCUCAGCAGUUUCUGACAAAUAUGGCAACCGAGUUCGUCUAAAAAUCUCCCAAGAAAGUGAAAACUCUCCAUCGAAUUCGUCCAAUAGUUUAGAUGAACUGUUGUGCGAUCAUUUAAUUCUUGCUUCUGGUGCAAUGCCGGCAAUUGAGUUGGCAAAAAAUUCUAGACUUGACUUGGAUAGUGAUCUGGGUGGAAUAAUCGCUGACGAAUUUAUGCAUGUUAAAGGAAAUGUUUGGGCUGCUGGUGAUAUUUGUUCAUUCUUUGAUAGAAUAUUGGGCUACAGAAGGCGUUGUACUCAUUGGCUUCAUGCUCAAAUUACAGGACGAAUUGCGGGUGAAAAUAUGACUUCAGGAAAUAAAACGUACAUUCAUCAGGCAGGUUUUUUCUUUUUAUUACAAGGAUAUUUAUAA
Meloidogyne enterolobii is the source of this 1641-nucleotide messenger RNA. Lineage: Eukaryota; Metazoa; Nematoda; Chromadorea; Rhabditida; Meloidogynidae. The record is from the annotation of a GenBank genome assembly.